AUGGCAACUACACAACCGGGAAACCAAACGUCCAUCUCUGAAUUCAUCCUCCUGGGAUUCGGGGAUCUUCCCGACCAGCAGCCCCUCCUCUUCCUGCUCUUCCUGGUGAUCUACCUGGCCACCAUGGCGGGGAACCUCCUCAUCGUGGUGCUAGUGGUGGUGGAUCGACACCUCCACACCCCCAUGUACUUCUUCCUGGGGAACCUGUCCUGCCUGGAGACCUGCUACAGCUCCGCCAUCCUGCCCCGGCUGCUGGCCGGGCUCCUGACGGGGGACAGGACCAUCUCUGUCCGUGGCUGCCUCACACAAUAUUAUUUCUUUGUGGUCCUGGCAGGGGCCGAGUGUUUCCUCCUGGCAGCGAUGUCCUACGACCGGUACCUGGCCAUCUGCAAGCCGCUGCACUACGCCGCCUGCAUGAACACCCGGUCCUGCCUCCAGCUGGCCGCUGGGUGUUGGGCCAACGGGCUGCUGGUGGGCAGCAUCAUGACGUCCGUGGUGGCCCAGUGGUCCUUCUGUGGCCCCAGGGAACUGGACCAUUUCUUCUGUGAUCUCGCCCCACUAAAAAAACUCUCCUGUAGCGACACCCGGCCGAUGGACCUUGUGACUCUCGUUGUGAGUUCAGUAGUCACCCUGCUCCCGUUUCUACUGACUGUGGCCUCCUACACCUGCAUCCUCGCCUCCGUCCUGAGGGUGCCCUCUAGAACGGGGAGGCAAAAGGCCUUUUCCACCUGCUCCUCCCACCUCAUGGUGGUGACCCUCUUCUACGGCACCCUGGUGGUCGUCUACAUGCUCCCGAACACCGACACGCUGAGGGUCCUGAACAAAGUGUUCUCUGUCUUCUACGCCGUCCUCACCCCCCUGGUCAACCCACUCAUCUACAGCCUGCGCAACAGGCAGGUGCAGGGAGCCCUGGGACACGCCCUCCGCUCUCUUGUCACAUUGACAGGGCGUUAGGUCUGGGAGCCGCGGGCCUGGGCACACGCGGGAAAAGGGGGAACAGCUCUCGGGGGGAAGGGAGGCAGCCAUGUAGACUCACGUCUUAGCUAUUUCAUCCUGGCUUUUCUGUGUGAGGCACCAGC
Messenger RNA from Pelodiscus sinensis (Chinese soft-shelled turtle), 1079 nucleotides. RefSeq names its product olfactory receptor 1E5-like. Gene Ontology annotation, molecular function: olfactory receptor activity; G protein-coupled receptor activity. Gene Ontology annotation, cellular component: membrane. Lineage: Eukaryota; Metazoa; Chordata; Testudines; Trionychidae. Gene Ontology annotation, biological process: G protein-coupled receptor signaling pathway. The record is from RefSeq and is a predicted model, not a curated record.